Bursaphelenchus okinawaensis is the source of this 10404-nucleotide messenger RNA. The record is from the annotation of a GenBank genome assembly. NCBI's taxonomy places the organism in Eukaryota, Metazoa, Nematoda, Chromadorea, Rhabditida, Aphelenchoididae.
AUGGCAUUCCUGUUCACGGGCUGUUACCAGAGCUGCCCCUGGCUGGGCCUGUUGUUGUUUCGGCGGAAGAACAUUGGCUACGACGACGAGCCCGAUCUGGAGAUGGGCGAAUACCUACCCGAGAGUGGCAGUUUGGACGAGGCCAAGGUGGAAAAUCAGGUGGGUUAAAAAUGUUUUUUUGAGGGCAUGGGUAGAUUUUUGAGGUUAUGGGAACAGCGGAAAUGAUGGUUAUGGUAUUAAAAAGUAGGGUAGGUCAGGGCAAGACAGGGCAUGACAGUGCAAGCCAAAGCUGUGCAGAGGAGAACAGGGCAAAGAAAAGAGGGAGGGAGUAGGGUAACACCGGACAAGACACGGAAGGGCAGGGUAGAUUUAGAAGAAAAAACGGGGCGGGGGGGGGUAUUUUUUUAUUGAGUAAUUUUUAAAUACAGGGGUAGCUUUUUCAGGGCAUGGUAGGGGUUUUGAGUAUGAGUGUAGUUUUGGGGGAGGGGUAGUUUUUUAGGUAAACUCUAGGGGGAGGGGUAGAUUUCUAGAUUUUGCAGACUUUUUAAGUUGUUAUAGAAUUGCUGGGUGGGGUAGAUUUUUAAGGUAAGGGCGGACUUUAAGGUUUUUUGAACGUAGUGGGGUAUGGUAGAGGGAUACGGUAUGGGAUGGUAGAGCAGGGUAGAGUAGGGUAGGGUAGGGUAGGUAUUGGGUAUGGUAGGGUAGGUAUUGGGUAGGGUAGGUCAGGGCAUUAUUUCUUAGAAUAGAGAAGAACUACCAAAGAUUGUUAUUGUUGGUCUUUAAUGCUUCUUGUGCCCUCUUGAUCCUCAAGUGUUUUUGGCCGAGUUCAUGUACAAAACAAGAUGACGAUUACAUAAACAUGAACUUAUCAAAAGGCCUAAACUGUAUCUGAGAAAACGGCCUAAUUUCUUGCAAAUAGACGGAGGCGAUCCUAGAAUUUUGGUUGUACCAUGAACGUAAGCUAGAGAAAGAACGGGAAUGGAAAAAGAAAUGAGGUAGAGUUGGAAGGUGGGAGGGUUGUACCUAAAACAGUAUUUUUUGUUUUUUAUGGUUUAGGUAAGGUUAAUAGCCUAUUAAAUUUUAAGGUGUUUACUGUGAAAAGCGUAGAAACCAUAAUUUAAAAAUAGAAUUUAUUAGAUUUUUUGUAGGUAAGGGUAAAAACAAAAAAACAGCUGAAGUAAGGGCUUAGGCGGUAGGUUAAACAGUAAGGUUGGACUAUAAUAAUUGGAGUAAGGUUGGGCAGUUUAAGGGGUGAAGCUGUGGUUAGGGGUAGAUUUCGAGCUAGGGACAGGGUCUAGCCUAGGAUCUAAGCGAAGGUUCAGAAUAAAGCCAUGAUUAAGGCUAUAGUUAAUGUUAAGACUAGGUCUUAUGCUAGGGCUAGGGUUUAACUUAUUGUUCAGGCUAGGACUAAGACUCAAGCUAGAUCUUAUGCAAGGUUUAUUGUACAGAUUAGGACUCAGGCUAAGGCUAAAGCUUAAGGUAAGACUCGGACUAGGUUUAAAGCUUAGAUUAAGGCUAGGACUUGGGUUUGAUUGAAAGCGCAGGCUGGGGCUAGGGUCAGCAAUGGGGCUUGGGAAAGGACAUGACAAGGCAGGGCAAGGCAAGGCAAUGGCAAGGCAGGGCAGAGCAGAGCAGGGCAAAUUAAGGCAAGGCAAAGGCAAAGGCAAGGUAAGGCAAGGCAAGGCAAAGCAGGGCAGAGCAGAGCAGGGCAAAUUAAGGCAAGGCAAGGCAGGGCAUUGCAGGGCAGGGCAGGGCAGUGCAGUGCAGGGCAGGGCAGUGCAGGGCAGGGCAGUGCAGGGCAGGGCAAGGCAAGGCAAAGACUUUCUUAUGUAACUUCUCUAACUCAUUACCUCCAAAGACCAUUCUUUUUAACUACCAAACUAUGUAAUUGUCGAACUCAGCAGACCUUUAAAUCGUUUUAUAAAUUUUAAAAUUUUUGCGAAAAAACCCGGAAAAACAAACAGCACACUAGCCUUGUUGUCGUGCUGGAACGGCAUUAAUGAUGCACAAUGUUCUCUGUUUUUUACAUAAAAAAAGUUCGAACAAGGUCUGGUUGUAUGUCAUUACUUUUUCGACUUUUGAAAACAACAACCAAUAAAAUUAUUUUUUUUUCUCAGAAAUUUUUUUUGAAAAGACGAAUUUCGAAAAAAGUCAACAUUUUAGUUACGGUCAGCUGGACUGCCAUUGUUUUAUAGAUGAAGGCAAGGUGAAGACCAGACUGAUGGUUAGGCAUUGACUUUCUAAAAAAUUUUGUAGAUAAAUAUAAUUUUUGGCUAGCUGUUUUUUGAAAAAAAAAGGUUUUUUUUGUUUUGUGCAGUUUGCGAGUGACAAGUUAUACGAUGACUGUUGUUUUUAAUUUAAUUAUUUUGUAAAGAAAGUUCUUGCCAUUUUUGUUUUGUAAAGAAAGUUCUUGCCAUUUUUUAUUUUGUAAAUAAAGUUCUUGCCAUUUUUUGAUCUGUAAAGAAAGUUCUUGCCGUUUUUUGUUUUGUAAAGAAAGUUCUUGCCGUUUUUUGUUUUGUAAAGAAAGUUCUUGCCAUUUUUUGAUCUGUAAAGAAAGUUCUUGCCGUUUUUUGUUUUGUAAAGAAAGUUCUUGCCAUUUUUUGAUCUGUAAAGAAAGUUCUUGCCGUUUUUUGUUUUGUAAAGAAAGUUCUUGCUAUUUUUUUUACUAAAACAGUUUAUUUUGUUUUCUGCAACUUGCAGGUGACAAGUUAUACGAUGAAUAAGAUUUAAUUAUAAUUUUGUUUUGUAAAGAAAGUUCUUGCAAUUUCUGGUUUUGUAAACAAAUUUAUUGCCUAAUAACUGUAACAAGAAUUUAGACUCUCUUGCCCCCUCCCCCCUCUUUUAUCCACUUAAGACCUCAAGUUUCAAAAAUUCGUGUUCGUCAUACUCCACAGUAUUAUCGCUCUCGUCCUGAAACAUUUAGGCGCGUACUCGAAAGGGUAAAAAUCGGAUUACCCUUUCUUUUCGUGGGGGUUUUCUUUGUCUAUUGUUCCGCCGGGAAAGAUGGCCGUUCUAAACGUUCUAUUCAAAGUUUUUGAGAACAAUAUCUAUGUUGGGGGGGGGGUGGGGUUAGGAAUAGGGGUAGGGUUAAGAAAAAAGGAGAGAGGAGGGGUGAAGCUAGGGAAAGAAAGAGGGGAUAACAAUAUGAAUGGAGGAUAACAUGAACAAUAUAUGUGGUUAGUCUUUGAGGUCUUCUAAUUAACUUUUGGCCGAAAAAUGCUGCAAAGUUUGAACUUUUUUAAAAAUUUUUUAAACUUUUUUUCUGUGUUUUGCUAACAAGUUAGUCUACAGAGAAGAAUAUGUAAAGAGGAAAACACAUUGAACUUGGUCGUUUUGGUCUUUUCACUUUGUACUUAUUUUAUAUAUGUCUUGUAAUGAUAUUCAUAGUGUAUGGAGGGAAGGGGGGGAGAAAAGAUGAAAAGUACUGAUGAGACACGGUUUUGUAAGGCAAGAACUGAUUUUAAAGGUAGGAUAAGUAUUUGAGGUGAGGUAGGGUUUUAGAGUAGAGGUUUUGCCAGGAAAGGUAGAGAAAGACAGGGUAAAGAGAAGGGUUUUUAGGGUAGGACACAGGGUAGGAGUGUUAUAGGGAAGGGUAGGAUAGAACAAGGUAAGAAAGUUUAGUGCAAGGCAGGACAUCGUAUGCCCAAGUUUAGUUCGGGCCAGGGCAAAGUAGGGUAUGAUUGGAUAUGGUAGAAUACGGUAUGAUCGGGCGAAUUCGAUUAGAUGGUAAGGUAAAGCCAUGUAUAGUACAGUAGGGUAGGGUAGGGUAGGAUAAGGUAGGGUAGGGUAGGGUAGGGUAGGUAGGGUAGGGUAGGGUAGGGUAGGGUAGGGUAGGGUAGGGUAGGGUAGGGUAGGGUAGGGUAGGGUAGGGUAGGGUAGGGUAGGGUAGGGUAGGGUAGGGCAUGGUAGGGUAGGGUAGGGUAGGGUAGGGUAGGGCUUGUUACUCUAUGCUGUCUUAUAGUAAAGCAAUCUUUGGUCUUUCUUCUAUUAGUUAGUAUAGCGUCUCUCAGCGUCACUAUACGACGAUACCGUGACACUUGAUGACAUCUUACGAAAGACGGAUCCAUUUUUUCUUUGAUUUGUUUGCUCUUUCGUGUUUUGUUUCAUUUCGUGGUUAAAUGGUAUAUGUGUUAUGGGCCCAUAACGUCCCAUUUGACACUCAAAUUUCAAUUUUUUCGGCUUUUAAUUGUGUGCAUUAGCCGAAGCUUGGUAUAGGUUUUGUGGUUUAAAGGGGGGUUUUGAUUUUUGAGACUUAGUGCCAGCCGGUUUUUAUUUUUUAAAAUUUUUUUUUGUUUUUUUAAAUUUGAAAUUUUUUUAAUUUUAGUGACAGCCGGUUUUAGGUUUUUUAAAAAUUUAGUUUUUUAUGUUUUUAUCGUAUAACUUGUCACCUGCAGGUUGCAUGACCCGAAGGUUGAUGAUUUUUUAUUAAAGUGGCAAGAACUUUCUUUACAAAACAAAAAAUGGCAAGAACUUUCUUUACAAAACAAAAAAUGGCAAGAACUUUCUUUACAAAUCACAAAAUGGCAAGAACUUUCUUUACAAAGCAUAAAAUAACAAGAACUUUCUUUACAAAACAAAAAACGGCAAGAACUUUCUUUACAAAGCAUAAAAUAACAAGAACUUUCUUUACAAAACAAAAAACGGCAAGAACUUUCUUUACAUAACAGCAAAAACACGAAAAGUUUUUAAUAUAUGUAUGCAAAUGACAUUUUUAAUAGGUCAUAUGUGACAUCUUGUCAAGUUAUUCAGAAUAAAGUAUGUAUGUCUUAUGUAUUUAUGCACGACAUCAAAGCUUAGGCAAAUAGAGAACUUGGAGUUAGCAGGGAUAGCAAUGGGGUGUUGGGAUGGCUAGAUCGUGAAUAUUUUUUGCUUUGUAAAGAAAGUUCUUGCCAUUUGUUGUUUUGUAAAGAAAAUUUUUGCCAUUUUGGAUUUGUAAAGAAAGUUCUUGCCAUUUUUUGUUUUGUAAAGAAAGUUCUUGCCAAUGCAUUUCCCAGUCUUUUUUUCGGUCUAGACUAACAUUACCUAUAUUAACCAGCCCUUUAGUCCUAUUAAAAAACUAAUUGAAUUUCUUUUACUACGCCUUUCGUACAGUAUAAAAACAUAAAUAAUUCUCGGAGGUAUAAAUUAUGAUGAAUAAUAAGAUUGUCACAUUACUUUGAACAUAUGUUUCACAUUGAGACAGGUGAUAUUAUAGUUAAUAUUUUAUAACUGGCAUACGUUGGUUAAUUUUAUUGAAUUUUUAAAUUUUGUUUAAGUUUUUAAGCCUUGGGGGUAUGACUUUUUAUUGGUAUUGUAGGGUGGGGUAGAGUAACGUGAGGGUAAGGUAAUCUAGGGUAGGGUAAACAUGGUCAGUAGGGUUGUAGGGGUAAGCCAGGGAUAGGGUAGGGUAAGGUUUUUGGUACUUAUGGUACUAUAAAUUUUGUUUUGUAGUACAAUUGAUGUAGUUUUUGAUUUUGGUACACAUGGUACUGAAAAUUUGAUUUUUGGUGCUCAUGGUACUGAAAGUUUAGUUUCGGUGUCCAUGGUACUCAAAGUUUGAUUUUGGUGCUCAAGAUACUAAAAAUUUGAUCUUAUUACUCAUGGUACUCAAACUUUGGUUUUUGUACUCAUGGUACUGAAGAUUUAAAUUUUAGUACUCAUGGUAUUAAAAAAUUUUAUUUAACUACUCAUAGUAUCGAAAAUUUGAAUUUUGGUACUCAUGGUGCUGGUAAUUUGAUUUUUGAUACUUAUGGUACUGAAAAUUAGAUUUUGGUACUCAUGGUACUGAAAAUUUAAAUUUGGUACUCAUAGAACUGAAAAUUUGGUUUUGUUAUUCAUGAUAAUGAAAACUUGAUUUUGGUACUAGUGGUACUGAAAUUAUUAUUUUAGGGCUUAUGGUACUGAAAAUUUGAUUUCAUUACUUAUGUUACUAAAAAUUUAAAUUUUGGUACUCAUGGUGCUGAAAAUUUGAAUUCUUUUACUUCUGGUACUGAAAAUUUGAUAUUUUAUUUUAUAGUACUACUUAAAUUUUAAUUUUUUUUAGAUGGAAGUUUUUGAAAAUUCGGAUGACAAAACGGUUGAAGAGCCAUUCGACGCUAAAAUCGACCAUCUUCGGAUCUCCACUCAGUACAGCGACCAGAAAAAGCUAGUAUGCAAAAUUUUUUCAUAAAAAACUUUUUUUUUAUUUUAUUUUUUUUUUGUAAAAUACGAAAGGUAGUCCAUUUUUUCAAAAUUUUAGUUAAUCAUCACGAUUAUCGAAGCGGGUGGAGAGAUGGAUGUACGAGAAUGUCGAGAAGCUCAGGUAGGUUAAUAUUGACUUAAAACGGCAUGAACUUUCUUUACAAAACACAAAACAGCAAGAACUUUCUUUACAUAACAAAAAAUGGCAAGAACUUUCUUUACAAAACAGAAAUGGCAAGAACUUUCUUUACAAAACAAAAAAUGGCAAGAACUUUCUUUACAAAACAAAAAAUGGCAAGAACUUUCUUUACAAAACAAAAAAUGGCAAGAACUUUCUUUACAAAACACAAAAUGGCAAAAAAUGUUUACAACUUGACGUAGUUUACAAUUUCAGGUCCGUGUAGCCUUGUUAGGAGAUAAAACAGUGAGGAAAAGGACCGAAUUCACCACUGGACCAACCUUUAAAUUUGCCAAAACUUUCGCUUUUAAAAUUGAAAUGGGUGAGUUACAGUCUUAGUUCUAGCCCUAGUCCAAAGCCCAUGCCCAGAGCCCUAGCCCAGAGCCCUAGUCCAGAGCCCUAGUCCAGAGCCCUAGCCCAGAGCCCUAGCCCAAAGCCCUAGCCCAGAGCCCUAACCCAGAGUUUUAGCCCAGAGCCCUAGCCUAGAUCCUUAGCCCAGAGCGCUAGUCCAAAGCUUUAGCGAAGUGUUCCAGCCCGGAGCCCUAGCUCAAAGCUUUAGUCCAGAGUCUUAGCAUUAGAUCUAGACCAUAACCCUAGCCUUAGUCUUAGCCCUAGUUCAGCCAUAGCCUUAGCUCUAACAUUAAACCUAGUCACUUUAUCCUACUUUAUGCUAGCUUCACAGAGCUUUUUGUAGACCCACUACUGUAUGACCUUAUCCCUGGACUUGUCUUCUCCUAGCUUUAGCAUUUUUUGAUUUCUCGUCAUUGAGUCAAGUUUAUCAGAAAAAAAUUGCGUAGUGACAUAACUUUUUGACAUAACUAGAUAGCCUUAGAGAAAUUGCAAGAAACCGUAUUACGCAACGUUUUCUUAUGUAAUAUUACGGCAUUAUAUAACAUUUGCCUCGAUGUAAAACGACCCAACAAAUGACUGCGAGUGCUGUGGUUUGGCUCUAUUUUACUGCGGGGAAUGACAAUUUUACUAUUACUAGCUCAAGUAUAUGAUGCCUGAGCUAAGCCUAAGGCAAAACAAUCGGAGCUAAGCCUAAACAAAGCUUGACCUAAGCUUGAGACAAGCCUUUGAGCUAAGCCUAACUUAAGUUAAGAAUUAGACUAAAAAGCGUAUCGAACCUAAACUAAGCCUAAGCGCUUAAGCAAGCCUAUAAUAAACAAAAGCUAAGCCAAAGUUAAGUUGAAGCUAAGCCCAAAAUAAGCCUAAGCCUACUAAGCUUAAGCCUACUAAGCCUAAUCCUAUUAAGCUCAAGCCUAUUAAGCCUAAGGCUACUAAGCCUAAGCCUACUAAGCCUAAGCCUACUAAGCCUAUUAAGCCUAAGCCUGUUAAGCCUAAGUCUACUAAGCCUAAGCCAACUAAGCCUAAGCCUACCAAGUCUAAGCCUACUACGCCUGAGUUUACUAAGCCUAAGCCUACUAAACUUAAGCUACUAAGCCUCAACCUACUAAGCCUAAGCCUACCAACUUUUUUACUCUACUUGACUCUUUCAGACAAGCUACCAGACGUUGUGAUACGAAUGCGAUUGUAUCGAAAAAGAAUGCCACAACGAAAUCAACUGGUCGGUGAAUGUUUUCUAAAGGGCAAAAAGGUGGACGCUCAUUCCAUGCACAUUCUCAAGUUACGGCCGCCGAUUAUUUUUACGAAAAAAGUAAGAAACUUAAAAGUCAUGUUAUCGUCGUAGGACCUAAAAUUUAAAAAAAUUUAUUAAUUUAUGUCACUUUUCAGCCGAUUGAAACAGUGGCGAUGAUAGAAAACGGUGAUAUUAUAGCACAAGUAAGUCGAUUUUAUACCUUUUUAAACUUUUUUGGGCUACGACGUUUUACUAAUAUUGUAGGGCGGGGUGGGGUAGGGCAUAAAAGGGCAUAUAAACAUUGUAGUAUGUCACCUAAAAUUCUAAAAAAAAAUUUUUUGCGGAGGAUCAGAGCUUCCGCUUCAAAAUAUCAAGUGUUAUAUUAGAUAACAUCACUGUAUUUUCUUCUCUAGAAGGUUCUAUGAAAUUGUAGUGUAAGACGAUAGGAUGAUGAUAAUAAGAUUAUAUUACACUAGACUUAAGAUGGCUCAAUAUAAUAGGUCAUAACUUCUUGCAUUAAGUUAUAUUUUAUAUUUUUUGCUUUGUGUAGGAUCGAUUAGAUAGAGUAGGGUUGGCUUGGGUAGGCCAAAGGUAGAGUAAGGGUAGAGUUAGAGUACGGUAGGGUGUGGUAAGUAAUUACCUUAACUUGAGUAGGCUAAAACUAGCUCUGUAUAAAGAGGAGAGGGUAGGAUAGGGUAAUUUAAGAUAAUAAUAAGAUAGAAGGGGCAGGGUAAAGGUGGGUCAGGGUUACACAAGGUAGGACAUGCUAGAGUAGAUUACGGUAGAUUUAAAGUGAUUAGCCGUGCGUGCAGGGGUAAGUAGGACUAAGGUCCGGGUUAAGGCUAGAAUUAGAGCUAGGGCAAGAGCAAGGGUUAGGGCUAGGGCUAGGACUAGGGCUAGGGCAAGGGCUAGGUCCAGGGCAAGGGCUAGGCCUAGGGCUUUUGAUAGUGUUAGAGCUUCGGAUGUGGCCAGAGUAAGGCAGAUAUAUUUUAAAAUUUUAUUUUUUUUUGAAAAAAAAGAUUAUUGCAUUUAUUUCAGAAAUUAUCAAACGAAAUAACGAACGCUUUCGUGCCAGGACCAAUGAAAACUCUCCCACUAGUCUCACCAAAACCGAAUCCAGCUAUUUUGAGGCGGAUCACCGCUGCUUAUGGUUCAGAAGUCUUCAUUUCAUUGGCUUAUAGUGAUGAGCAUGAGACGUUUCAUGUCGCUAUCGAAAAGACGUCAGCUAUGGAAAAGUUGAAAACUGAGGAUGGCAAAAGUGUUGGUAUGUUAAUAUGAAUAGAAUGAAAAGUUUUGAUUUUAAGGUUGUUUUUGAUUUUAAAAGCUUUGAAUUGAGUAUCUUUUUUGAUAAAAUUUAGUUUUACGCAAAAAAAAGGAAGUUGCAAGUUUUCGUUGCGGGACCCAGAAUUGUAAUUUUUUCUAUUAAAUUUGAGGUUUUAUUAAAUUUUUUGUUUUGUCUAAGCUUAAAAUGCCACAUUUUAUCACAAGUAAAGCAAAAAAGUCGAAAUCAAGUUUUCAUGGUGGGACCUAUAAUUUUUGAAAAUUUUUAAAGAAUUGUUGUUUCGAUUAUUAAAUUUGCUUUUGCAAGCUUAAAAAAUGAUUUUUAAUGUAAAAUAAGAAUUUUUUCACCUUUUAGAUUGCUUCUUCCAAAUCAUUGUCCGCUCAAACGGCGCCGAACUGUGCCGGCACCGGUCGAAAAUUCUCAGUUGUACUAGUGAAUGCGAAGUGGGCGAAAGCGUGGUGGUACCAGUAAGUUUAUGUUAUUUUGUCUUUUACUAACACGCGCUCUUGACGUAUUUUACAAUUCGGUUAACACGAUUAUUUACUUUUUUCUUUUUUUAAGUUUCUGCCAACUUUGGCAUUGUGUUUCAAAAAAGUUGCUUGAUUGAAUAUGCUAAAUUUUGGAGGAAAUAGUGGUUUUUUACAAGUUUUACAGUACUAAAAUGCAUUUUUGAGCUUUUUAUAUGCUUGCAGCAUAAUGCCAAAUUGGCGGGAAAUUUAAAAUUUAAAAAAUAAAAGUGCAAGUUUUUGGCUAGUUUUUUGUAUACUUAUUGAACAUAGUUAGCGCAUGUAAAAUACGAAAUGUUGGUCAAGUUCGACAAUUUUGAAGGAAGUUAUGAUGCAUCAAAAGUUAUCUUACACAAUAUCUUUAUACCUUGUUGUGGAAAAUCAGUUGUUUCUCUUGAAAGACCUAUGGCAAUAUGCUCAAGUUUAAGCUCAUUUUUAAGCCAGUAAAAUUCUCUAUCUUUUAAACCUAAUUUUAUUUCAGUGCUCGCUAAAAGAGCUUCACGACAUCACGGUAAUCAUUGGCCUCUUCUGCGUUUCCGGCUUCCUGAAGCGGCGCGCCUUGAUCGGCUUCAUUCGCAUGGGCGCAGACGAAAUGGAAAGUGCUGAUGCGGCGGAGCAUUGGACGGAGAUGGUACAUGAUAUUGGGAGGUCGGUGGAGAGAUGGCACAACUUGAGGCGGCCCAAGAACUUGACUUUGUAA